AUGACUUUCAAGCGGAAUACUACCACAACGCUCUCGGUCCACGACAGGGCUCUUGGGGCCUAUGUACGAAGCCGAGAGGGUGAUCUCAUCCGUUGCGUGGGACUGCAUUCGCAAUGGGUCCAACGCUCUUGGUUAACGAUCCGAUCUGCAGUCACAGUCAGGGGUCCAAGCUUGUCUCAGCAUGUUAGAGUUUGCCUGCCUGGUAAUACUCUCAACUUUGGGUCCCGGGAAGUGGACGUCUACGAAAGCUGCAGAGCGAAGAGCGAGAAUGUCGCUGGGCUCAUUCUCGGGCCAACUCCACCGGGAUGGUCGAUGAGCACAACGUCAAUAGACAAAUUCUUUGUGGAGUUGAUCUUGGCCCGCAUUAACGUUGACGUUCACCUUGUCAGCCCUCAAUCAAAGGCUGCAGCUCCGACAGACUCAACUGUUGAGGCGAUCGUCAGCCUGUUCGAUGCCGAGCUUCGGUAUCGCGUGCCCAAUGAUCAAUGGGAAGCAGAGGGUCGGGCGUAUUUUGCAGCAAAGGUGCGCUUUUUUGUACGUCACAAUCUCACGCUGGAACUGUGUCUUCCGGCAUUUCCUUGCAAGUCAUCGAAUCCAGACAAGGUUAUAGGUGUCCUCCCAGACCGAGGGGAAGAAAUUGCGCUGCGCCAACUGCAUGCUUUUGCUCGAAACGUUAAAAAGGUAUAUCCUCCUGGAGCUAGGAUUUCCAUCAUCAGUGACGGACAUGUGUUUAGCGAUUGCAUCGGGGUUGAUGAUAAAACGGUGGACGAAUACGGCGAACGCCUCAAAGAGCUUAAUCAUGCGAUCUCCUUGGAACUUGGACAGCCGAACGAGCUAGUUCAGUUUCAGUCUCUUGUCGAUCUAUUUGAUCUGAAAUCGCUACCAGAUUUUGCCUCCCUCGGUAGAAUGAAGCUUCCCGACCUGCCUCAUUAUCUCCCAACGAUUCUUGACGACGUCGCGGAACUGUGUCGUCAUAUCCUGGUAUCUGGCUGUCAGCCUUCGAGAGAAAGCCUUCGAAGUCAGAUCGAAUCCGGAGAUGAGUCGAUUGUAGCGCUGUAUCGCGGAUUCUCGCGAUUCAUGCUUGAAGAUCUAGACCAACACCCACUUACCGAGUCUCGAUCGCGUACUCAGCGAAAGAAGCUAGCCUCCAGGGUCUCGUUCGAAAUGAUCCUGCGAAACCAGGCAUAUUCAAACUUGAUCGAGUUGUUGUUUCCCGACUAUCUGCGUCUGUCGAUUCAUGCACAUAAUAACUCUGGCCCGAAGUUUGGAAUCAGACUCUUUGACACCGCGACCGUCCGUGCUGUUCGCGAACUGGGCUUUGUCGAUGGUAACAAUGGGAACGAAGAGGAUGAAGAUGUUAUGACAGCAUCUCAUCUCCUACAUAUUCCUACACCGUGGCACAACUGCAUCGCUCAGGUAGCUGGCGAUCCUACACUUUAUAUCGUAAAGUACGGCGUUGUGAAGGAGGCAUCAUUCACACAGAGGUACAAAUCCGACAUGGUCAAGGGCCAUCUUGCGAACGGUAGAGGAGCAUUCGUGUCACUAAAACGGUCUGCUGUUCCAUUCGGAACAAUGUGA
Aspergillus alliaceus is the source of this 1578-nucleotide messenger RNA. Its product is annotated as isocyanide synthase family protein. NCBI's taxonomy places the organism in Eukaryota, Fungi, Ascomycota, Eurotiomycetes, Eurotiales, Aspergillaceae. Bases 1 to 1578 code for a protein of 525 amino acids. The record is from RefSeq and is a predicted model, not a curated record. The transcript is spliced from 2 exons.